This is a messenger RNA of Corticium candelabrum, 1068 nucleotides long. RefSeq names its product disks large homolog 4-like. Gene Ontology annotation, cellular component: plasma membrane. The transcript is spliced from 8 exons. Gene Ontology annotation, molecular function: protein binding. Lineage: Eukaryota; Metazoa; Porifera; Homoscleromorpha; Homosclerophorida; Plakinidae. The record is from RefSeq and is a predicted model, not a curated record. The coding region runs from base 1 to 771 and encodes 256 amino acids. Gene Ontology annotation, biological process: negative regulation of hippo signaling.
AUGGACCGAUUGCUUGAAGUGAAUGGCAGGGAUGUGAGGCAUGCCACAGCAGAAGAAGUAAUCUUGUUGAUCAAGGACAUUGGCAAUGAUCAGACAAUGCAGGAUGUGACUGUUGUUGUGCAGUAUAAUCCACACAAGUAUCAAUGUCUGAAACAAAAUCUAAUGCAACACGACUCGUUCUACAUUCGCUGUCAGAUGCCUGUGCUGUCCUUCCAUGCAAACAACCUGAAGAUCAACUUUGGUGACAUCCUGCAUGUCACUGACUCGUGGCAGUCUGAAAGCACAUACCUUGCAUGGAAAGUGAAUAAUGAUGGAACAGAAUCUGUAAAGGGAACUAUUCCUAACGCAGCAAAAGCAUGUGAAUCAAGAAGACAUGCUGAUGUGAAACCGUACCAGAGAGUUAGUUGGCAGAAAGCUCACAUUUCACGACCCGUUGUGAUCAUUGGAAAGCUUGCCGGUGCUGUUAGAGCUCAGUUAUUGCAGGCAGAGCCUACUCUCUUUGAGAAGUGCACCACAAGAACAAAUAUGGGCGAUGCUCGUGAGCUACGUUCGCAAUUUGAGAGGCUGAAGCUGGUGGAGUAUACGCAGAAGCAAGAGAGCGAAUUUGUUUGUGUGACUGUUGAUGAUGUCCAGAAGGUUGCUCAGCAGCAUGUUUGCCAUUUCUCGACUCCAAGCUGUCGACCUUCCUCCCAUCGUUAUUUCUCUCGAGUCAAAGUCUUCUACUACUUCAGUGCCAGACUUACAGGAUACUCAUGCAAUAAUUCGUGGUGAUGACAUCAUCGAUCUGUCUCAGAGAGUCUCUAGAGCUGUUGUUCACGAGCAAUUGCAACCCGUCUGGCUGAGUGUAUGACAAGCAGACUUUCGAUGGAAGAAUCAGGGUUGAGAUCGGUUUUCAUUAAUUUGACUUUUUAGUUUAUAUCAACUGUUUGAUUAAUAUCAAUUUAUCAAGUUUAGUAGAAAUUUAGACAACACAGGUUUAUCAAACAUUAGCUGGUUAUACCGUAGUUUUGAGUAAGUUGUUAUUGUAUCGCAGGUUACAGUUUGCAUUUGAACUGUUUAUUUGAUUGA